Molecule: messenger RNA, 2678 nt
Organism: Xyrauchen texanus (razorback sucker)
Lineage: Eukaryota; Metazoa; Chordata; Actinopteri; Cypriniformes; Catostomidae
Gene: poc1a
Product: POC1 centriolar protein A
Exons: 11
Coding region: 320-1639 (439 amino acids)
Biological process (GO): cilium assembly
Cellular component (GO): ciliary basal body; centriole
Molecular function (GO): protein binding
Source: RefSeq, a predicted model, not a curated record
GUAAAAUGAAAGCUUUUAGCAACAAACGGACAGCCCUUAGCAACCAUAUAGCUUAAUCAAACACGGGGUUAAACUGGCAAAUAAAUAUGUUUUGUAUUUUUUCUUUAUUAGCAUCAUACAUUAACUGGUAGUUUCAUUUUUGUUUGGAAAAUUUUAUUCAAAUCCUAUGAAAGUGUAUGCAACCUUACUGGAAAUACUGUCUUAACAGUAUUAGCUUGUUUUCAUAAACAACUGUGAAGUCUCCAUGGAAUGAGCUUUAAUUUAUAGUAACGUUCCUAUAUUAUUUGUAUUCAUUAGUUUAAAAGGAUCAACGCUGAAAAUGAGCUCUGUCUUGGUUGAUCCAACACUUGAGAGGCAUUUUAAGGGUCAUAGAGAUGCCAUCACCAGUGUUGACUUCAACUGUAAUGUGAAACAAAUAGCCACUGGCUCCAUGGACUCGUGUGUUAUGAUCUGGAAUAUGAAGCCACAGAUGAGGGCAUACAGGUUUGUGGGACACAAGGAUGCUGUGAUGUCGGUUCAAUUUUCUCCUUCUGGUCAUCUUGUGGCCUCAGCAUCCAGAGAUAAGACGGUCCGGCUCUGGGUACCCAGUGUGAAAGGGGAAUCUACAGUAUUCCGAGCCCAUACUGGAACAGUCCGCAGUGUAACAUUUUCUCCUGAUGGCCAGACCCUUGUCACCUCUUCUGAUGACAAAACCAUCAAAUUCUGGACCGUUCAUCGGCAAAAGUUCCUCUUCUCCCUCAAUCAGCACAUCAACUGGGUCCGCUGUGCAAAGUUUUCACCUGAUGGGCAGUUGAUCGUUUCUGCCAGCGAUGAUAAAACAGUGAAGCUGUGGGACAAGAACAGCAGAGAGUGCAUUCAUUCAUUCUAUGAGCACGGAGGAUAUGUGAAUUAUGCUGACUUUCACCCAAGCGGCACCUGUAUCGCAGCUGCUAGUACAGACAACACAGUGAAAGUCUGGGACAUUCGCACCCACAAACUCCUGCAACACUAUCAAGUUCAUAGCGCAGUUGUGAAUGAACUCUCCUUCCAUUCAUCUGGAAACUACCUAAUCACUGCCUCCAACGACUCCACCCUCAAGAUCCUUGACUUACUGGAAGGACGACUGCUGUACACACUGCACGGUCAUCAGGGCCCUGCCAGUUGUGUAGCCUUCUCAAGGGCUGGAGACUACUUUGCCUCUGGUGGUUCAGAUGAACAGCUGAUGAUAUGGAAGACAAACUUUGACAGUGUGGAUUACAGUGAAGUGUUAGAAAUGAAAUGCACGAAUUCAGAGUGUCAGCCUCUUAAUCGAGACUCCAAAGCAUCUGUUCACAGCUCCAACACACGGCCCUCAGCACAGGUGUCGAAUGCCACUGGGCUGUCCAAUGAACUUACCUUACACAGGAAUGGCAGUAAAACACUCAGCCAGCCAACCCAAAACUUCACUGAACCCAGUGCGGAAUCUCCAUCCUAUACUCAACAGCAGCACCCUAAACAGACUGCAGCGGAUAGCAUUCCAGCUGCACUGGCCAGCACCCUAGAGCACAUUGUAGGACAAUUGGAUGUGCUCACUCAGACGGUGGCCAUUUUGGAGCAGAGGUUGACACUGACAGAAGACAAACUGAAGGAGUGUAUUGAAAUGCAGCACAAGAGCAGCUGAGUGAAACAGACAGAGAUACACACAGACAGACUUGUCACACUGCUGGAGCUACAACUCCAAAAUUUCUCACUGUCACUUACUCAAACACAUCUUUAUAAUGCUUUACUUGUGUCCAUUUCUGCCCCAUUCACACACAAAUAAGAGUAAAUAAAAAAUAAAGAUCCUUAUUUCUUUGUUGAUAGUUGUGAAUAAAACAAGAUACAAUUGUUUUAUUACUUGGUAGCAGAUGUUUUGUAUGAUGUGCAGAUUUUUGCAUUGUUAAGGCAGAAUUUAGCUGAGGGUGUAUGGUUUCUGCUGAGUAUGGGCAUUCAUUCUGCAUUUGUCCUGUGCUGCAGGCGGUAGCAUCAGAGGAAGCAUCAACUUUACUGUAUUGCAAUCCAUCCUCAAACCACAGACUGAAAUUGAGCUUUGGGUAGAAAUCUGACAAGAGAAAUCAAAAUGCAAAGCAUUCUUUACUUGUGGAAGCUAAGCAGUAUGCCUUAUAUUUUAAGCUCAACUUGCUUAGAUUUGUUGUCUUUUUCACUUUUGUUGCUGUAUUGUUGAUUGUUAUUUUUUCUUGUGAAUGUGAACUUUAAUGAGCUGUUGGUCUUAAAGGGAUAGUUUAUGCAAAACAAAUGUAAUUGAUGUCUUUAAUCUCUGUUUAAUCUCUGAAUUAUCUCACGUAAUUCCAAACCCAUAUGACUUUCAUUUUCCCUUGGAAGACAAAAGGAGAUGUUUGGCAGAAUGACAGCCUCCGAAUCCAUUCACUUUACUUGCCUCUUUUUUCCAUUCAAUGAAAGUGACUGAGGCUAACAUUCUGUCAAAUAUUUCCUUUUGUGUUCCAUGGGUGGAGUCAUUUGUGUUUGGAACAACAUGAGGGGGAGUAAAUGAUGACAGAAUUUACAUUUUGGGGUGAACUUACCCUUUAACUGGGUUUUAUUGAGCAUUUUAUAUUUUGCUUUAUUAACAUUUUCUCUGAGAAAAUUAAAGUUGUGAUAAUAUGACAUGCUUUCUGUGCACACUAUUCGGUGCUCUUAUUGUGUAAUACUGUAAAAAAUAA